This is a messenger RNA of Penicillium olsonii, 1551 nucleotides long. Lineage: Eukaryota; Fungi; Ascomycota; Eurotiomycetes; Eurotiales; Aspergillaceae. The record is from the annotation of a GenBank genome assembly.
AUGCAGUUUUGGGGCCCUUUCACGCUUUUGGUUGCCACUGCAGCUGCACUCCAAAGCCCACAUCGCAGGGCUGCAUCUGUGAAACCGCCUGCUAGAGCUUUGCGAAAGCGAGAGCUCCCAUCCGGUCGCGAGCAUCAAUACCUGAACAACCACACCGCGAAAUUCCAAGUCAACGGAACCCAUUUCCCUCACGUCCCGUUCGACAUCGGCGAAAGCUAUGCUGGUCUACUUCCCAACACCCCCAGUGGGAACUCAAGUCUGUUCUUCUGGUUUUUUCCAUCCACAAAUCCAGCCGCGGAUAAAGAAAUUACAAUCUGGUUGAAUGGAGGCCCCGGGUGCAGUUCUCUGGAUGGUCUCCUACAAGAAAACGGUCCAUUUCUUUGGCAAUCGGGCGUUUACGAGCCCGUCCGAAACCCUUACUCGUGGACAAAAUUGACAAAUCUUGUCUACAUUGACCAACCCGCUGGCACUGGCUUCUCUCCCGGACCGGCUACAGUCCAAGAUGAAAUCGAUGUCGCCAAUCAAUUCAAUGACUUCUGGAAGGGGUUCAUUGAGACUUUCAGCAUGCAGGGAUACAAGGUCUACAUCACUGGAGAGAGCUAUGCAGGCCAGUAUAUUCCAUAUCUGGCCGCUGGCAUGCUAGAUCGCAACGACACCACGCAUUACAACCUCAAGGGUAUCCAGAUCAACGAUCCUUCCAUCAAUGAGGAUAAUGUCAUGAUUUACGCUCCAACCGUAGCGGCAUUGAAUCAUUAUUCGUCAGUCUUCGGCUUGAACGACACAUUCAUGACAGAGAUCAACGAGCGCUCCGACAAAUGCGGAUACACCAAGUUCCUCGACUCUGCAUUGCAAUAUCCACCCCCAAAGCAUUUCCCAGUUGCCCCAGACUACACAAAGCCUGGCUGCGAUGUAUGGGACCAGGUCGUCAAAGCAGCCACCUACAUCAACCCAUGCUUCAACAUGUACCACCUAACAGACUUCUGUCCAUUCCUAUGGAGCGAAAUGGGCUUCCCAUCACUAGCAGGUGGACCAAAUAACUACUUCAACGAAACCGCCGUCCAAAAAGCGCUUCACGUCCCACCAACCAACUACGCUGUUUGUGGCGGCAGUAUCUUCCCCGACGGUGAUCAAUCUCCACCAAGCGCUCUGGGCCCCUUACCCGGCGUCAUUGAGCGCACAAAUAAUGUUCUCAUUGGUCAUGGAUGGUAUGACUUCCUGCUCUUCAUGAAUGGCAGCCUCGCCACGAUCCAGAAUAUGACCUGGAAUGGCGCACAGGGUUUCCAAAAGCCACCUAUCGAGCCAUUGAUUGUUCCAUACACGGAUGAACUGGACCAGAUUGCCAAUGGUGCAACAAAGAUUCCCUGGACUGCUGAUGCUGGCGCUGGAAUUCUUGGAACCGCCCACACGGAGCGUGGUCUGACAUUUAGCUCUGUGUACGGGUCUGGACAUGAGAUUCCUCAGUAUGUUCCUGGUGCGGCGUACAGACAGCUGGAGUUCUUGUUGGGUAGGAUUGACAGUCUCCAGCAGAAGGGAAACUAUACUGCCCUUUAG